This is a messenger RNA of Myripristis murdjan (pinecone soldierfish), 2933 nucleotides long. RefSeq names its product ubinuclein-1-like. Bases 46 to 2496 code for a protein of 816 amino acids. Gene Ontology annotation, biological process: chromatin organization. NCBI's taxonomy places the organism in Eukaryota, Metazoa, Chordata, Actinopteri, Holocentriformes, Holocentridae. Gene Ontology annotation, cellular component: nucleus. The record is from RefSeq and is a predicted model, not a curated record. The transcript has 14 exons.
UGCUCUGGCCAAGCCACGUAGAGCCCCUACGCACUCACGCUUGUGAUGGCUGAAUCACGGAGAGUCCAGCUUACCACCUUAUCUCACGAUGCGCCCGUACCCGCAGCUACUGGCCAGCCACCCCUGGCUGCCAUGGAGGGGAAGGGAAGCCGCCCAGACCUGCCCGCCGACACCGAGGCCACAGUGCGCUACAUCCUCACCUUAGUUGAAUCGGAUGAAAACACCUUUCCGGAGUUCAGCUAUGCCCACCUCGUUGACUGCCAGAGCAGGCAUGCGGUGGCAAAAGAUGGAAGCCCACCAACCACAUUCGAAGGGGAAGAAAAUGGAGAUAAAAAUGAAGUGGCAGCCAUUGUCAGAAAAUUGGAAGAAAAAUAUGGUGGCAAUACAAAGAAAAUGAAGGACCGCAUUCAGGACUUGGUCGAUAUUGGAUAUGGCUAUGACGACGAGGAUUCUUUCAUUGACAACUCCGAGGCGUAUGAUGAGUUUGUGCCAGCCUCCAUCACAACCAAAUAUGGAGGAUUCUAUGUCAAUUCAGGCCUACUUCAGUUCCGCCAGGCCUCUGACACUGAGAGUGAAGACUGCACAACAGAAAGAAAAACACUUGACCCUUCUAAAAAACGUAAACUAAAUGGAGGGCAUGAUCAGCCAAAAAAGAAGCAGUGCAAAGAAGUCGGGACAAUGAAAACCACUGUGGAUUCAAAGACCGGCCUUUCGACUGAAGUCAUAGUGGACGAAAAGAAGAAAAAGAAGAAAAAAGCUGCUGGUGUCUUGAGUGUUACCAACAUGUUGAAAAAGUUUCAAAGAGAGAAGGAGAGGGAAAGACAGAGAGAGAAAGAGAUGGCAGCACCCAUCAUCGGCACUCCUACUCUUCCUCUGUGCCCAGCAGAUGCGGCUGGGGGUGGGGGCUCGGGGUUGGCUGAUCCUCUCCUCAGUUUAAUUGGGUCAACCAAUGACCAUGCACUUAUCCAAGCAGCAAGUGCAGUGGAUUUUGAUAUUGAUUUGGACUCUUUAUUAGAUGUUACUGAAGAGAGCUCCCAGUUUAAGUCAUUACUCCAACCUGCUGAGGAGACACAGCCGAUGUUACUUUCCCAGUCCAAGGCUGAUGUCCAGACCCAGGCGCAAUGCCAACCUCCCAAGUCCACGAUGAAGACGAGUGCCCAGUCUAAGCCUCAGCCAGAGCCAACCCAGGUCCUGUCAGAGACUAAGACUACCUCUCAUUGUGUUCCCUUGCUAGAUGGGCUUCCCUUAGCAUUGGAAAGGAGAAUUGAAGAGCUCACAUUGGCUGCCAAGACCUCAGAAGGGGAGUCAAAACUCAAGUUCUUCACUCCAGAAAUCAACUUAAUUCUACUGGAUAUUGAGCUGCAGUGUCAGGAGCAGGGUGGCCAGGUGCGCUCCAAGGUAUACACACAUCUGUCCUCUUUCCUGCCCUGCAGCCGAGAGACGCUCCUCAAACGUGUAAAGAAACUGUUGCUCUCACAUGAGGAUCCCAUGCAGAAACUUAAGGAGGCUAUUGACAGAGCUAUGCCUCAGCAGAUUGCCAGUUUCCAUGAGAGCUGCCAGGCACAUGCACGAGUCAAGUCUUCAAAGGCAACAGAUGAUGGGAAGGAGGGCAAACAGAAAGGCAAUGUUGGCUCAGAGGACAAUGUGGAGGAGAGAAUUCGGAAAAGGGGCCCUCAGAAGUUGUUCAAAUGGAACGAGGAGAUCAGGGAGUAUUUCUUCCAUGUUGUAAAGGCAAAGAUGCACAAAUAUAAAAUGGACAGAAAAGGGAGCCAAGAGAUGGAAGUGUACCUUAAGACCUUCCUGGACAAUGAGGUCAAAGCUCUCUGGCCAAAAGGAUGGAUGCAACCUAGGGUGCUGUUAAGGGAAAGCAGGAAAAUAUUAGGCCCCGGCACUACAUUACCACGACAGAAGCCCAAGACUGAGAAAAGGCAAUCAUUUUUCAGUGGCGCCGCCAUUGUCUCUAGCAGUUCAGGUGAAUCAGCUGAUUCCAGUAGUCUCCAGGGGACUCCACCGCUGAAAGUGGACAGCACUCUUGAUGAAGGCCUCAUCCCCAGGUCUCCACCUCUCAGUGUGGUGGAGGAAGGGCUUGAUGCCUUGAAAAUGGUGGUGGACAAUAAAUGGGAAGGAGGAGCAGCAGUGGAUGUCGGCUCCCUCACACCUGUGGAGACAGACAAGCAAUCUCUGUGCAACACCACCUCUGCACCUGCUGCUCCCGGCCUCUCAUCCCUGGAUCUUCUCGCUGAACAAGCACUAGCAAGAGAACAAAGUGUCACAGACUCGAUUUCCCAUGAAGUCCUUGCAGCAGCCGUUGCCUCUGCAAAAUACAAACCCGCAGUUCAGCAUUGGAGUCUGGGUGUAAGUCCCCCUCUUCCUCCUCCACCUCCUCAGUCCAGCCCAGCGAGUUCCCCAGGGAACAGAGAGUACCAUCUUCUUGUGCCUGCUGUGCAGCAGGUCACAGACUUCAGUGGCCAUGGCCACAAUGCCCGCUGUAUCUGAUGGCAGCAUUACCACACUGUGACAGCCUCACCGUUAACUUGCAUACAAGCAAUAUUCUCGGAGGCCUGGCCUGAAGAAAACCGGCAUGAGAGAUUCUGACACAGAUGAAGAAAAUUUUGCUGUAUCAUCAUUGCAUCAUCAAAACUCCUGCGGUCACAGUCACCUAUGGUAACAAAAUGUUGCUAACCUAUUGAUUAUGGCUGCUACUCUUCCUCUCUUGUGUGGGCAAGGGAAAAGUUGAAAUGCACAUUCUACCCCGAUCUGGCUUUUACACCAUUUAAAAAAAACAUGCUGUCUGCUAAAAGGUUCAUUUUAGUAAUUUUCUUCAGUUCUGUCUGUAGUUUGUGUUAAAGGGGCUUUAGUUGGAAUGGCAAAAGAUUUAUAAAUUGAGAAAUAAAGAUGUUAUAAUGUGUACUGUGUAUACAUACAUACAUGCA